Messenger RNA from Penicillium verrucosum, 948 nucleotides. Its product is annotated as NAD(P)-dependent oxidoreductase. NCBI's taxonomy places the organism in Eukaryota, Fungi, Ascomycota, Eurotiomycetes, Eurotiales, Aspergillaceae. The transcript is spliced from 4 exons. The record is from RefSeq and is a predicted model, not a curated record. Bases 1 to 948 code for a protein of 315 amino acids. Gene Ontology annotation, molecular function: NADP binding; oxidoreductase activity, acting on the CH-OH group of donors, NAD or NADP as acceptor; NAD binding.
AUGACGUCGUCCACACUGAGAGUUGGCUGGUAUGGCCUCGGAUCGAUGGGGUUAGGAAUGUCCGUCAAUCUCCAAAAACAUCUUCAGAGCAACAAUUUGUCCCCACUUCGUUACAGCAAUCGCAGUUUGUCAAAGGGUGAUCUUCUUCGCGGUGAAGGUGCCAUACCUGAAGAUAAUUUUGAAGGUCUCGUCCGAAAUUCGGAUAUAAUUUUUACUAUGAUCUCCACUGACGCUGUCCUCAUUGAACUAUUUAAUAAGGCCCUGGUCACGGGCAAUUCAUUGAAAAGCAAAACUUUUGUAGACACUUCUACUAUUCAUCCAGACACGUCAAAAUGGGCCACCUUGCGCCUCGGUGAAUACGGGGCAGCAUUCAUAGCUGCUCCAGUGUUUGGUGCUAGCUCCAUGGCAGCCGUUGGGAAGCUGAUCUUCGCGGUAGCCGGACCUACUGGGGCGGUUGAGGCAAUCAAACCUUUUAUCAUGGCCAUGGGACGCAGCGUCAUUGAUAUGGGGGAAGAUGUGCAAAAGUCCAGCCUUCUAAAAAUAUCAGGGAAUGUCCUCGUUAUCAGCUUCAUGGAAGUGAUUGCCGAAGCACAAGUAUUUGCCGAAGUGACAGGGAUCGGCAAUCAACAGUUGGAGAAAUUUAUUGGCAAUAUGUUUGGUCCCGUGCUCGAAAGUUACUCAAAACGCAUUACUACUGGCGCGUAUGCACCGCCGCUGGACACGUCUCCUGGGUUUGCAGCAGCCCUUGCAAGCAAAGACAUGAAGCACGCUCUCUCCAUCGCUGCCAGUCAUUCAGCUCGUCUUCCAACGCUCGAAACUGCAUCAAAUCGUCUUACUUCAGCGCGAGAAUAUGCUGGUGAGUGUUUGGAUAGUUCAGCCAUUUAUGGAACAGCGCGAAUGGAAGUGGGUCUAUCUUUCUGGAGCAAAAACAGUCGCCAGGGAAACUGA